Molecule: messenger RNA, 5390 nt
Organism: Schistocerca serialis cubense
Lineage: Eukaryota; Metazoa; Arthropoda; Insecta; Orthoptera; Acrididae
Exons: 6
Coding region: 516-2606 (696 amino acids)
Cellular component (GO): nucleus
Molecular function (GO): zinc ion binding
Source: RefSeq, a predicted model, not a curated record
AUUGCAGCACACGCUUUCUUUUGGGUGUUCGACAUCGUGGCCUUGUAAAACCGCGUCGUCAAUUGACAAUUUUUGUUAAUGUUAUUGAUGGUGCGAGGUCGCUUCAGUAUAGUGUUGUCAAUAAAUACUGUACGUGUGCAGGCCCCUUAAAAUACGAGUGCAUUGUUGAUAUGGUUUAUUUCUGGAUCAGUUCUUUGACCAUUCGUUAAAAGACACCGUGAAAAUAUAUUAACGUUAGAAAUACAAUAUAAUGGUGCUUUACAUUCUGCCAACAUUUCCCUAUUCGGUACGAAGCACCACAAAAUUUUGCAUAGCCCAAAACAAGCUAAAAUAAAGUACUUUACUGUCUCUAAAUUCGUUAUGACCUACAAAAUUUUUUCGCUAAUAAUGUAUACAGAAAGUGUAGAAGUCGUAUAGGAAGGAAGGUACGCACCAAUAAAGUUUGUCUGUGGUAUUCACCAAACACCCGCGGUAGACGGGCGUCGAAGUCUUCAUGGAAUGAAAUAAGAGAGGAAAUGAUGGUUUUGGAACCGGAAAUUGAUCCGAAUUUGUGCCGACUUUGUGGUAAAGCAGAUGGCCUUAAAGUUGAUAUAUUUGAUGAAAAACACAAUUAUCAGAAGAAAAUCCAUUCAUUGCUACCAGUUGCGAUAUACGAGUAUGACCCUCUCCCAAAGAAAAUGUGCCAUCGCUGUAUGUUCCAAGUCGAUGGUUUUUAUGAAUUUAGAGAAAAUUGUUUGAAGACUGAACAGUACUUAAAAUUACAGCUUCCAUGGAUGCCACGUAAAGCAAGUAAUGGGAGCACUGAUGAUUCAACACUGAAUAAAGAGCCAAUGGUACACAUAAGUUCACCAACACUGAAUGCGUUCACCAUGGACCAGUGGUUUGUUGCUCGCAACAUGAUAGAGGCCGAUGAUGAUGAUGUUCAAAUAGUGGAUGUAUUUUGCCGACCUCGUCAAUCUAAUGAUAGGACUGCCAGUUCAGACCAACCUGAGGAAAGGCAACUAGACGCAAAUGGUUCAAGACCUACCAGCAAAAUUAAUGAUGGCAAAGCUGGAACUCCUGACUGUGAACAAAAUAUGCCAGCAGAACCAAAAACACUAUUAGCUAUAAAAAGCAGAAUUGAGAAGAGGCAGAAGAAGAGCAAAAUGCAACAACCAAAAGAUUUGUCAGCUACAGAUGCUGUGGCACAGGAAAAUACUGCAAACAGCAGCAGUGAUUGUACAAUGGCUGUAAACACCUUGGCUGAAAAAUCUACAACACAGAGCGUAAUCACCAAGGUUGUUAAUGAAACUGAAAAUUCUCUCUCAAAUAACUCUAUAAACGAACAGCAGCAUGUACAGGAGCAGCAUCAGAAUGUACCUGUCUACACAGUGUAUGAUGAACAGGAAAAUGAAGUGCCUUGUAUUGUUAAACAAAAUGGUAAAUUAUUAAAUAAGGAAGAUCAAGGGAAGUGUAAACUAGUUGUGAAAAACUAUAAAGAGCAAGAACAACACCAAAAAGCUGAAGAACAGCGAGGGGAACAAGCACAACAACAAAAACUUAAAGGUGGCCAGGAACAAAGUGCUCUACUAACACAGGCCCAAAAACCACUGGAGUGUGAUGUGGAGGACAGAACAGUAUAUACUGACGCAUUGCAUACGACCUCUGUUUCUGAAGAUACAGCAUAUCUCAGUGAAAGGGGCAUUGCACAUGUGAGGAAGCAGAUGAAAGAGCAGCAGAAGAAAUCCCUCCAGGUCAGCAUUGGCCCAAGAAGGACUAGUGCUAGCAGAGAAGGAUGCCCAUCUGGCUGUCGACGGCGAAGACCUGGGGCUCAGCAGGCUGACAUGUCUGGCAGUGCAGCUACAAAACUGUCAAAGAUAAACCGAAAACAUGGAGGAUCAUUUUUUAUAUCACAAGAAAAAGAUACUAAUUAUGCAAACAAGCCAGAUGAGGGAGAAAGAAGAGUACUAGCUCCUAAAAAUGUUUUAAAAAUUACCAUUCCAAAGAAUCGCCUCACAGAUGGAGCUUCUGAUGCCAGCGAAGAUGUUUGUAAUAAUAUUUGUAAUUCACAAGAAAAUCGAGAUUCCGAUAAUGGAAAUGUAAACAGAAACAGUAAAGAAUUCCAUAAAUCGUCAGAACUGACAAGUGAACCAUUAGAAGAGAAUAAGACAAUGGAAGAGCGGCCAGGCAUUAUUGUCACACGUAUUCCAGCUGCGUGUGAUAUCUACACUUGUGAAGCUUGUGAGCGUAUGUUUGUGACUCGGGAGACUGCGUAUAGCCACAUGUGUGAUGAAGGGGGAGAAAGCAAUAGCAGUGAGACAGAAACUGGUGGUGAGAUACGAUUAAAAGCAGGUACAUCAGCUGGGGAUUCUGAACGGUAUAGUUGUUGCGUCUGUGGGCAGCGAUUCUCACGCAAUGCUACCCUGGUUGCUCAUCUCAAGGCACACACUAAGGUUUGGUCUGAGAGUGAUGACAGUGAUGGAACUGGCAUUCUCAGAGAUAUUAGUACAGACAGUGAUGACACUGAAAUCCGCGGAAAGGGAAACAGAAGACGUCGCAGAGGAAGCCGCAAAAGUUCUACGUGCCCUAGGAAGUCAGUCAAGCUGUCAUUACCUGUUGUUGUUUAGGUACCUGUGUGAUUUGACUGUACUUUCCAUACAUUAAGCUAUUUUUGUCAUUUAUCUGUCAUUAGCAGUAAUGAAUGACUUUUUAAGGGCAUAUUAUAAGUUCUUGAAAGGCAUAUAUUUAUUUUUCCUUUAACUGAUUUUUGUAUCAGAUUUUCUUACUUGUCUUGUGUAAAUAAUUUGGUAAAACCUUGCCAAAUGCAGUCUUUUUAUGUGUAUAAUACAUACAAAUUCUGCAGAUGCAUAAGAACUUAAAAUAUAAAUAGGGCAUUUAGAAUGGCCUAUAAUGGCUAAUAAUGAUCGUCUCCACAAGUAAGUGUAUUGCACUUAAGUGUGGCUGGUACAGAGCCCUUAAGUUUCUGUUGUUACCAGUUAUUUUAUUCAGAGAUUUGUGGUCAUUUGUUAUGUGUACAAAUUUUUGUAAUGGUUGUUAUUUUUUUAUUAUUUAUGAUUAUUCUUAUAUAAGAGUUUUAUCACUGUUACAUAGUCAUAGGUUUAAUUAUAUAGUCUUACAACACAAAAGAUAAUGCUUGCUUUCCAAUUAAGCUUUUGAAUGUGUAUUGUGUGUUUUACUGUCAGUAGUUCAUAUUGAUUUCGUCUGUCUCAAUUACCAAUUACAUUUUGUCACUUUCUAGUUUACACUGUUUGCAGAAAUUGAGAACAAAAUGUAUGGUAUGCUUAUCAUGAGAUUUUAUACUGCCAAAGUGUGUGUAUUUAUUAAUUUUUUGAACAUUUGAUUACUAUAUAUGUGUGUCGAACUGAUAUGAGUUUCCUAGUGCCACUAUUAGGAUAUGAAACUGAGAUAAGUUGAGAUAUUUUAAAAUAGCUCAGAUACAGAUUUUUGAAAAAAUCUUACGAACUUUUUUAUUUUCUAUAAAAUGGAAAAAAUGGGAGAAAUCAUCAUGAGUGUGUAGCCAGUUUUCAAAAAUUGGAUGAUGAUGAUGAUGAUGAUGAUGAGAAACAAAGUAUUUACAUUAUUCUUCCACAAUUGUCUCUUUUACAAAAUAACAGUUAUAAUACAACUGUUGCCUUCAGUUUUAGUGAUGUCUUUUCUCUCAUUUGCCUUACAAGUGAAUCCACGAACAUGAGAAAGUUGAAUCAUGUAAGUUAACUUUUUGAUGAGUAACAUAGGUCCCAUAGGUCCACUGCAGCACACGAAUGAGACUCAUUCAGCAGUUUGUGCAGCUUUGUCUGUGAAUUUUAUAUCUGAAUGAAACUAAAGCUUCCAUGAUCAUACCUUGCAGGCUUUCACAAAACGUUAUGCACCGAGGCAUGCCUUAGAUUGUGGCCUAAUGACCAUAUAACAAAAAUCACCAAGUAUGUAAAGCUUCCAUUAUUUGAAUUCUGUAAACUUUUGAUAUGUGAAAUGAUUAUUUACAGGAAAUAACUAAAACAGAAAUUUUUUAGUAUGUCAAGUAUAUUUUUGAGAGAGUCUUAAAAUGCCUGUAUUUAUUUAAUAUGAGAAGUUGUCUUCCUUUGUAAUUUGAACAGUUUUUUUAUCAUGAUCAGUAGUGUAUUAGUGUUUCUUUGCCUUUAUUUCUCUAAAGAACUAGAGAUUUGUAGAUGGGAAGAACAAUGUUUACUUGCCCAUUGAAGAUAAUGAGUACUACAUCCACAUCUACAUCUACAUGGAUACUCUGCAAAUCACAUUUAAGUGCCUGGCAGAGGGUUCAUCGAACCACCUUCACAAUUCUCUAUUACUGAACAAAAGUUGAAGAUGGACUACAAUCGUCUUGCAGAUGAAUCUUGGGUAGCAUGCAGGCACACCUAAAGGGUCACCUCAGUGUGACACAGUAGUCAGACUGAAUCCAAAGGUCCAGGAUCCAGUCCUUGGUUGGUCAUAGGAUAUUUUUUCCUACCAAUUAUCACUUCUUUCGCCUGGAAAUGAGGGACAUACCACUACAGUAGGGACAUACCACUACAGUAGAACCUGUCUAGAUCACUGCCACAUUCAGACCAACUUUCAGGUUGAGAACUACUUUACUUUGUAGUGCAAUUCUAUGAUUUUUAUUUUUGUCAAUUUUAGUGUGCCUAAGCAUCAUCCUUCAUUCAUCUGCUAAUGAAUGAUUGACUUGUAAUUUUUUAUUACCUUCUGGGAAUUUCUGGCAUGGAAAUUAUCAAUUUGUAGUGUAAAAAGAGUCAGUAGGUGCAAUAGAAUUUGAAAUAUUUGUGAAAAGUUGAAAUUGUUUGCUGGACUUGGACUUAAACCAGAAUACUUGCUUCUGCCAGGCAGUGGGCUGAAUUGCAUUAAUUGUGCAUACCUCAUAGACUGAUUUAAGAUUUUCAGUUCUUGCAUGUUUCCCACCUCUUCCAGGUUGAGAAUGCUAGUCUGGUAUAAAAAUUUAAGUUGUCACAAUUAUUUCAUCACACUUAAUUUCAGCUAAGAGUAGAAAAACUUUUAUUCCUCAAAAGAUGGUAAUUAAAAUUUACUUUAUCUGUUAAAAUCAGUAACUCUUGUUGACUCUUUUUGUUAUCCAAUAUAUGAUGCUGUCAUAGUGUUUCUGGUUUUCUUUUCAUAAUAUUUGUAUAAACUUGUACUGAUGUUGUUCAGUUGUUUUUGAAAGUUUUUUUGUAAAAGAACAAAUUGUGCACUUAUCAGUGUUUAAACAAAAUGACUUGUUUGAACCACACUUAACAGCAUAGGAGGUUCUGCUGUGGUUUUACCAACAGUGCUCAAGAAAUACUAAAUUAUUAUCAAUGAAUAAAUAGCAACAUAAAGCUUCCAAUAGCUUAAGUGUAAUGACUUUUUAGAUGUGUAUUUGAUGAUCUCUUUUUCUAGUUAUGUAU